Messenger RNA from Nicotiana tabacum (common tobacco), 492 nucleotides. The record is from RefSeq and is a predicted model, not a curated record. NCBI's taxonomy places the organism in Eukaryota, Viridiplantae, Streptophyta, Magnoliopsida, Solanales, Solanaceae.
AUGGAGGUAGCACCGGAGCCGACAAUAGAAGUAGAGCCUGAACAAGAGAAAAAUCAAAUCACAGGGAAGAAGCGGCCACCAGCACCAUUCCCACAGAGAUUGGCCAAGUAUCAGAAAGAUGAGCAGUAUGAUGAAAGACUUGAUGUCCCGCAAGUUCAACUUUCAAGACUUGGCCACGGUUACAUUGACUCAGACCUGCAGCAACUUUCAUUUGCUAAGGCAAUGUGUGAUCUGGGAGCAAGCAUAAACCUUAUGCCCCUGGCUAUCUACAAAAGUCUAGGCAUUGGAAGAGCUAUACCCAUGUCUAUGUUACUACAACUGGCUGAUCGAACAGUGAAGAGGCCCUCUGGGAUUCUACAUGAUGUAUUGGUACAGGUUGGGAAGUUUGUGUUCCCAGAAGAUUUUGUCAUCCUUGACUGUCGGGUUGACGAGGAAAUUCCCAUAAUUUUGAUAAGGCCAUUUUUGGCCACUGGGAGAGCCUUAAUAUUGUGA